AUGUCUGCGCUCUCGCAAAGCGUUCGCUUCGCCGGCUCCAAAUACGCCAUACGAUAUCAGGGUGACCUCUCCUCCUCUGUGUCUUUGAAGCUGAAUUGGGACAGUAAACACAUCCCCUCCUCGGUGAUGAAUAAUUCAGUGCGAUUGCUGGGGAUGCGAGCAGCUGUGGGGGUCCGGCAGGGGGGGUACGGGCUGACACUUCGGCGGAGGCUUCCUGCUGGUUUGGCUGUCCGGAACAUUGUGUAG
Messenger RNA from Knipowitschia caucasica, 246 nucleotides. NCBI's taxonomy places the organism in Eukaryota, Metazoa, Chordata, Actinopteri, Gobiiformes, Gobiidae. The record is from the annotation of a GenBank genome assembly.